AUGAUCGCCUCGAACUCCAAACGGGAGUUCUCCAUCCUGAUGCUCGACGGCGAUGGCAUCGGCCCCGAAGUCAUGGCCGAAGCGACCCUGCUCCUCAACCAGCUCUCCGCCCGCCCGGACAGCCGCGCCAGCUUCAAACUCCUCCCGCGCCUCUUCGGCGGCUGCAGCAUCGACGCCCACGGCACCUCCGUGACAGACGAGGUGCUCGAGGUGGGCCGCACCUGCGACGCCAUCCUCAUGGGCGCCGUUGGUGGGCCCAAGUGGGACGGCAUGCGGCGCGGCUUCGAGGGCCCCGAGGGCGCCACCCUGCGAUUGCGCGAGGUCACGCAGGUCUAUGCCAAUAUGCGGCCAGCGGAGUAUUUCAAAGACGGUGGCAGCCCGAUCAGAGAGGAGCUGGUCAAGGGAGCCAAGUUCAUCGUGCUGCGGGAGAACUGCGGCGGUGCCUUCUACGGGCCGAAAGUCGAGGAGCCCGACUAUGCGAGCGACCUGUGGAGCUAUAAGCGCGAGGAGGUGGAGCGGAUUGCGAGGAUGGCGGCGCAUCUGGCGCGGAGUCCUGCGAGCCCCGUCAAGAAGGUCAUCAGCUGUGACAAGGCCAAUGUGCUGGCGAGCUCGAGGCUCUGGAGGAGGAUUGUUGAGGAGACGAUCAAGCGAGAGUUCCCGGACGUGGAGAUUGUGCAUCAACUCGCGGACAGCGCGGCUAUGCUGAUACCCGCGAAGCCAACCAUGUUCAAUGGCGUGGUGCUGGCGGACAACACCUUCGGUGACCUGCUGAGUGACUUGGCUGGCGUCAUUCCGGGAACAUUGGGUGUGCUGCCCAGUGCGUGUCUGGCGGAUAUUCCUGUGACUGAGUUCGGCUCGAAAACGGUAAAGGGGUUCUACGAGCCUGUGCAUGGGAGUGCGCCGGACAUUGCUGGGCAGGGCAUUGCCAAUCCUAUUGGCACCAUUCUGAGCGCAGCGUUGAUGUUGAGGUAUUCAUUUGGUAUGGAGGAGGAUGCCCAAGCCAUCGAGCAGGCAGUCAACGCUGCGUUGGACUCCGGGGUCAAGACAAGGGAUAUGAAGGGUAACACAUCCACGAGGGAGAUGGGUGACCAGAUUAGGAGCCACUUGACGAGAAUACUUGAUGCCAAAAAAUGA
This is a messenger RNA of Cyphellophora europaea CBS 101466, 1134 nucleotides long. Its product is annotated as 3-isopropylmalate dehydrogenase. The transcript has 2 exons. The record is from RefSeq and is a predicted model, not a curated record. Gene Ontology annotation, biological process: L-leucine biosynthetic process. Gene Ontology annotation, cellular component: cytosol. Bases 1 to 1134 code for a protein of 377 amino acids. Gene Ontology annotation, molecular function: NAD binding; magnesium ion binding; 3-isopropylmalate dehydrogenase activity. NCBI's taxonomy places the organism in Eukaryota, Fungi, Ascomycota, Eurotiomycetes, Chaetothyriales, Cyphellophoraceae.